Molecule: messenger RNA, 2417 nt
Organism: Apus apus (common swift)
Lineage: Eukaryota; Metazoa; Chordata; Aves; Apodiformes; Apodidae
Gene: RCC1
Product: regulator of chromosome condensation 1
Exons: 10
Coding region: 37-1302 (421 amino acids)
Cellular component (GO): cytoplasm
Molecular function (GO): guanyl-nucleotide exchange factor activity
Source: RefSeq, a predicted model, not a curated record
GAGCGAGGCCGGCGGGGAGCGGAGAUCUGAGACACUAUGCCAGGGAAACGCCCUGCCAAGAAGAGCCUGGUGCCAGAAGAUGAAUCUCCUGGAAGGAAGAAGGUUAAAGUCUGCCACCCUUCCCACCGGACACAGCCUGGCCUGGUGCUCACCCUGGGGCAGGGAGAUGUUGGUCAGUUGGGGCUGGGGGAGGACGUGAUGGAGAGGAAGAAACCAGCCCUGGUGCCACUGCCAGAGAUGAUGGUGCAGGUGGAAGCUGGAGGGAUGCACACGGUGUGUCUCAGCCAGACAGGAAAGAUCUACACCUUUGGCUGCAACGAUGAGGGCGCCCUUGGGCGUGACACCUCAGCAGAAGGCUCAGAGACCACCCCGGGGCUGGUGGAGCUGCAGGAGAAGGUGCUGCAGGUCUCUGCAGGGGACAGUCACACUGCUGCACUGACAGAGGAUGGCAGGGUGUUUGUCUGGGGCUCUUUCCGGGACAACAAUGGGGUGAUUGGUUUGGUGGAGCCCAUGAAGACAAGCUCUGUUCCUGUGCUGCUCCAGCUCAGUGCACCUGUUGUUAAAAUUGUCUCAGGGAAUGACCACUUGGUGAUGCUGACAGUGGAUGGUGACCUGUUCACGUGUGGCUGUGGCGAGCAGGGCCAGCUGGGCCGGGUGCCGGCGCUUUUCACCAACCGCGGGGGAAGGAAGGGGCUGCAGCGCCUGCUGGUUCCCCAGCGCGUCCCAGUCAGAGGCAAAGGCAACAGAAGCAAAGUCCGUUUCCAGGACGCCUUCUGUGGGGCUUAUGUCACCUUUGCUGUCACCCAGGAGGGACACAUCUAUGGAUUUGGCCUCUCCAACUACCACCAGCUGGGGACCCAGGGCACCGAGUCCUGCUUCUCCCCCCAGAACCUGACGUGCUUCAAGAACUCCACUAAGUCCUGGGUCGGGUUUUCUGGUGGGCAGCACCACACGUUGUGCGUCGACUCAGAGGGUAAAGCCUACAGCCUGGGGAGGGCAGAGUACGGCCGGCUGGGGCUGGGGGCGGGGGCAGAGGAGAAGAGCACGCCCACCCUCAUCCCGGAGCUCCCCAGCAUCAGCUCGGUGGCCUGCGGAGCAUCGGUGGGAUACGCAGUCAGCAGCGAUGGACGAGCGUUUGCCUGGGGCAUGGGCACCAACUACCAGCUGGGCACAGGAGAGGAUGAGGACGUCCUGAGCCCUGUGGAGAUGACGGGGAAGCAGCUGGAGAACCGGCUGGUCCUGGCGGUGUCCAGCGGCGGCCAACACACGGUGCUGCUGGUCAGGGACAAGGAGCAGAGUUGAUGAAGCAGCACAGCCGAGCCCAGUGGGAUGCAGGACCCGUGCACACACCCCUUCCCCUCCCCCACCUUCCACCACCAGUUUCCAGCUCUGCUCUCCCAGGAAUGGCUGUGGGGAGAGUGGGAAGCUCCCGGAGCCGGGCCCGGUGGCGGCUGCGUGGCUGGAGCAGGGACUCUCCAGGGUUGCUCCCUGCAAGCUUGUGUCUGUCUUCCCGUGGUGCCUGGUGCUCUCUUGGCCCUCCCAGGUUGGCUUGGUCCUAAACUGAUCCCAGUGCUGUGCCUGGAGGGGUUUUCCACUUCUUCAUUGUUUGGUUUAUUUCAUAUUUCCUUGGCCUGGCAAAGCUGAGGGCUUUGUUCUUCACUGCACAAAAGGGUUUGGGCAUCAGGCUUUGAGGUCUCCAUGUUCUCCAUCUCUGGGUGCUCCUCCAUUCCCAUAACCUGAACAUCUUUCCAACUUGGAUUCGUCUGCUUCCACCCCCUGAACCUCUCUGGGUUCCCUCCAGGUGGGAUCUGUGUCCAAGCAGACACACUCCUGGAGAGGACCUAACGCUCCUCUUGGUGGCUGUGGUGGGAGAUGCUGCCUGUGAGGGGCAGUCACUGGACACGUGAGGGGGAAUCACUGGACAUGUGAGGGGGACAAUACCUGACCCACAGAUGUGGCUGCUGGAGAAGGGAAUCUCCUGCCUCCCCCCAUCCCCACUGAUGGAUCUGAGCCAAAAUCCCCCAGGGAGCAGGAGGACCUGUUCCCUCCUGCCUUGGAGCAGCCACCUCCAGCACAGCUUCUUGCAGUCCCAUUCCCUUGAGAAACCCAACAAAAUCCCAUCCUGUGGGUGAGGACUUGGUUGUUUUCAUUCAUUUCUGUUCCCUUUGCUGAGGAUGGAGCUUCAUUUGCUAUUGGGACCUCGCCGAGGAGACAGAACCAAAACCCAGUUUAUCCAUCUGGAAACAACAGGACUCCCACCUCUUUCCAGUUGCCUCCAAUCUGGAACCAGUUGGUUUUGCUCCCUGUGCCUGGCCUUUCCCAUCUUCUUCCCUGGCUGCCUCCCAGGUACCUGGACUGAGGAGGGGGUUUGGGAAGAUGAAAAUUUUAAUUUGUUAAGUUCGAGCAAUAGGGGGAAA